UGGUAGUGGACAGCAGGGAACUGGCGGUCUGGCGGGCCAAGUCCUGGCAGUGUGGAGUUGCCCGGCUGGGAAACCGCGGAGCCAGGCCAGCGGGACUGCAGGAUGGGCUGAGGCAGCGGCGGCUGUCCGAAUCAGAAGUAGAAGUCAGGCUUGAAAAUGGAGAUGUAUGAAACCCUUGGAAAAGUGGGAGAGGGAAGUUAUGGAACAGUCAUGAAGUGUAAGCAUAAGGAUACUGGGCAGAUAGUGGCCAUUAAGAUAUUUUAUGAGAAACCAGAAAAAUCUGUCAACAAAAUUGCAACAAGAGAAAUAAAGUUUCUAAAGCAAUUUCGUCAUGAAAACCUGGUCAAUCUGAUUGAAGUUUUUAGACAGAAAAAGAAAAUUCAUUUGGUGUUUGAAUUUAUUGACCACACAGUAUUAGAUGAGUUACAACAUUACUGUCAUGGACUAGAAAGUAAAUGACUUAGAAAAUACCUCUUCCAGAUCCUUCGAGCAAUUGAAUAUCUUCACAAUAAUAAUAUCAUUCAUCGAGAUAUAAAACCUGAGAAUAUUUUAGUAUCCCAGUCAGGAAUUACUAAGCUCUGUGACUUUGGUUUUGCACGAACACUAGCAGCUCCUGGGGACAUUUAUACGGACUAUGUGGCCACACGCUGGUAUAGAGCUCCAGAAUUAGUAUUAAAAGAUACCUCUUAUGGAAAACCUGUGGAUAUCUGGGCUUUGGGCUGUAUGAUCAUUGAGAUGGCCACUGGAAAUCCCUAUCUUCCUAGCAGCUCUGAUUUGGACUUACUCCAUAAAAUUGUUUUAAAAGUAGGCAAUUUGACACCUCACUUGCGUAAUAUCUUUUCCAAGAGUCCCAUUUUUGCUGGGGUGGUCCUUCCUCAAGUUCAACACCCCAAAAAUGCAAGAAAAAAAUACCCAAAGCUAAAUGGAUUAUUGGCAGAUGUAGUACAUGCUUGUUUACAAAUUGACCCUGCUGAGAGGAAGUCUUCUACUGAUCUUUUGCAUCAUGAGUAUUUUACUAGAGAUGGAUUUAUUGAAAAAUUCAUACCAGAACUGAGAGCUAAAUUACUACAAGAAGCAAAAGUCAAUUCAUUCAUAAAGCCAAAAGAGAGCUCUAAAGAAAAUGAACUUACAAAAGAGGAAAGAAAAACAAUGUAUAGCAAUACACUGCUAAGUGGUUCAGUUUUGGGAAAGGAAAUGGAAAAAGAGAAAAAGCCCAAGGAAAUCAAAAUCAGAGUUAUUAAAGUCAAAGGAGGAAAAGGAGAUCUCUCUGAACCAAAAAAGACAGAGUAUGAAGGUGGACAUUGUCAGCAGGACACAAUUGAAAAUGCUUAUACUGUGUCUCAAGAUACAAAACCUGUAAUCACUGAACCACCAAACCCUGUCAAUCUCAGCACUAGCUUUAAUAGCAUGAAAGAAGACCCAUAUGCUGGAGGUUGUAUGACAAUGCCACCCAUCAAUCUAACUAGCAGUAAUUUAAUGACUGCAAAUCCCAAUUCAAAUCUCACUCACUCCAAUCCAAGGUUAACUGAAAAAGCAAAAAAGAGACGUACCUCUUCACAGUCUAUUGGACGCAUUAUGUCUAAUAGCAAGCAAGAGGAUACAGGUCCCAUUCAAAGCCAAACAGAGAAGGGUGUAUUUAAUGAGCGAACAGGUCAAAGUGACCAAAUGGCAAAUGGGAACAAACGGAAGCCGAAUUUUUCCAGAUCUGACAGGAAAGAGUUCCAUUUCCCAGAAUUACCUUUCAUAAUACAGUCAAAAGAGAUGAAAGGAAUGGAAGUUAAACAGUUAAAAGUGCUGAAGAGGGAGCCAAAGAAAACAGAUUCAUCUAAAAUACCAACUUUACUUAAUGUGGAUCAAAAUCAAGAAAAACAAGAGAAUACAGGAAAUGCACAAACUGAAAGGAAGAAGAACCUGCCAGAUGUAGAGUAGAAAAUGCAACAGAUGAAAAUUCAGGGAAUCCCAGAAUCAUUGUAUGGUUAAAAAAAAAAAUCCUCUUUAUUAAUGUUACAAACACAAAAAUGCUGGCUAGAAAAUUCUACAGAUAUAUCAUAAAUCCUGUGUAGUUAUGUGCUAUUCCCCUAAAUUUGUUUUUAAAUUUAUUAAUCUUUAAAUUAUUCAUGUUUUCUUAAUUUGAAUAUUAAUUUAUUAAAAAUACCUCAUUGGUGCAUCCUAAUAAAACUACAGCUU
Molecule: messenger RNA, 2187 nt
Organism: Choloepus didactylus (southern two-toed sloth)
Lineage: Eukaryota; Metazoa; Chordata; Mammalia; Pilosa; Megalonychidae
Gene: CDKL3
Product: cyclin dependent kinase like 3
Exons: 13
Biological process (GO): dendrite extension; negative regulation of axon extension; positive regulation of dendrite morphogenesis
Cellular component (GO): nucleus
Molecular function (GO): cyclin-dependent protein serine/threonine kinase activity; ATP binding
Source: RefSeq, a predicted model, not a curated record